GUACUCAGGGUUCAAUGAGAGCUGUUUGCCCCACCCAUCUCUUCAACGCUAUCUAUCUCAAUGUACAAUUCUCUGAGAAAAGGAAAUAAUAGCUAAAAAUACUCUGUCGAAAAGGAUUCAUCCACGGCUAUUUGUGAGGCAACGCGCUCCGUCCACAGGGAAAUCGCUGUCAUUGUGGUUUUGGAUUUAUCUUCACGUUUCCAAAUGCACAUGUAUAGCUGAUCCACCACCCGAAUUCAAGAAGGAUACAAAGCGUAGCCUGACAGCGGACUCGGACUGCGAUAACCGGUAAAAUAUCGACGGAUUCCCCAGAAUCGGUGGCAUUUGCAUCUGCGGUCGAAAGAACCGUAGGAUCGGCGCUCGCGUCAAAGCAGAGCCUACGGAUGUGAGAAGAAAUACAAAUUACAGUAACGGAGAAGACGGCGAAGGGCCUUUUUUGAUUUGGACAAGCCGAAAAACGCGAUCAGUCACCAUACGCAGAACAGGAGGGAAAAUAACGUCUAUCUACGGGGGAUUUUUUUUUUAGCAGCACCGUAUUUUUCUACGAGACAACGUCGUUUCAUAACGGAGUUAAAAGGUUCAUGUCGGCCACGGCGCAGGGCGGAAUGAUCCACAUGCCGUCAUUUUGGUGGAAAUAUUUAUUUUUUUAAUUUGUAGCCACCCUUUCUAUCUCGUUCUGCCCGUCGCGUUGCAUUGACGAGCGGAUUCGACAUCAACAUAGAGAAAAGAAUCACAUUUUGUGGAGCUAUUGAUGAUUUUAAUAGGAGUGCUGGGCAGAAUCGUUAUUUCGGGAACGCGACCAUGGAUUCGCGACGGGAAAUUUGCUAAAUCGCUUUUGGAUUUCUGUGCCUCGGAAAGCCGUAACGAAAUCAUUAAUGUAACGUCGAAGUCUACGCUGGAUGCACAUUCAUACACAUUUAACAUUUGACGAAGUCUCGUAUUUUUAUCGCAGCAAACGCUCGACAGGACUCGGCCUAGUGUUUUCACCACCUCGAGCUCUCCUAUUCUCGCCAAUACUAGUCACCCAUAGUAAUAGCUUUCAUAUUUCCCCUUGCCUUGAUCUGCCCAUAUCAACAAAACCCUCUGUGUUAUUCUGAAUCCACGGAAGCUAUGUGCAUGCGAGUAUAAAUGUCCCUGUUUUCCAUCAAAGUGUUUUGAUCGGAGGCCAAUCGAGGAAUUUGGACAAUUUAUUCAUACGUUAUAUUCACCUCUCCCCACCACCCACCCCCCAAAACUUUUCUUGGGUUUUUGGGAAAAUGGGUUGUUUGGGCAACAGUAAGACCGAGGACCAGCGAAAUGAGGAGAAGGCCCAGAGGGAAGCAAACAAAAAGAUAGAGAAACAGCUCCAGAAAGACAAACAGAUCUACAGAGCAACUCAUCGACUACUACUGUUAGGAGCUGGAGAAUCGGGGAAGAGCACCAUAGUCAAACAGAUGCGCAUUUUACAUGUCAAUGGCUUCAAUGCUGAAGAGAAAAAACAGAAAAUUCAGGACAUCAAGAAUAAUAUAAAAGAAGCUAUAGAGACUAUUGUGACGGCGAUGUCUGCGUUGGCACCUCCAGUCCAGUUAGCCUGUCCAGCAAAUCGGUUUCGAAUUGAUUACAUCCUGAAUUUAGCCAAUCAAAAGGACUUUGAGUUCACAUCGCAGGAAUUUUAUGAACACACAAAGACCCUUUGGCAGGAUGAAGGAGUGAGAGCUUGCUUCGAAAGAUCCAAUGAGUACCAACUGAUCGACUGCGCACAGUAUUUCCUGGAUAGGAUUGACACUGUGAAACAGAGUGAUUAUACUCCCACUGAUCAGGACUUGCUCAGAUGCAGAGUUCUGACUUCUGGAAUCUUCGAGACAAGAUUCCAAGUGGACAAAGUAAAUUUUCAUAUGUUUGAUGUUGGCGGACAGAGAGAUGAACGCAGGAAAUGGAUCCAGUGUUUUAAUGACGUGACAGCCAUCAUUUUCGUGGUAGCCAGCAGCAGUUACAACAUGGUGCUCAGAGAGGACAAUCAGACCAACAGACUCCAGGAGGCACUUAACCUGUUCAAGAAUAUCUGGAAUAACAGGUGGCUUCGAACCAUUUCUGUCAUUCUGUUCCUAAACAAGCAAGACUUGCUGGCUGAGAAGGUUUUGGCGGGUAAAUCAAAAAUUGAGGAUUACUUCCCAGACUUUGCACGCUACACUACACCGGAUGAUGCAACACCAGAGCCAGGGGAAGAUCCACGAGUUACAAGAGCAAAAUAUUUCAUCCGAGACGAGUUCCUGAGGAUUAGUACAGCGAGUGGCGACGGCCGGCACUACUGCUACCCCCACUUCACCUGCGCCGUGGACACAGAAAACAUCCGACGAGUGUUUAACGACUGCAGAGACAUCAUCCAGCGCAUGCACCUACGGCAGUAUGAACUCUUGUGAUCGCGACUGUGAUGACGGGAUGCAAACUCACCACCGGAACUUUCUAUAGGCCACCUGCCCUUACAUCACGCCCCAAUAUCAAACUGAUGAGUCCCCACCUCUUACACAUACGCACACAGUGUGUGUGUGUG
Molecule: messenger RNA, 2530 nt
Organism: Myxocyprinus asiaticus (Chinese sucker)
Lineage: Eukaryota; Metazoa; Chordata; Actinopteri; Cypriniformes; Catostomidae
Product: guanine nucleotide-binding protein G(s) subunit alpha-like
Exons: 12
Coding region: 1257-2399 (380 amino acids)
Biological process (GO): sensory perception of chemical stimulus; adenylate cyclase-activating dopamine receptor signaling pathway
Cellular component (GO): heterotrimeric G-protein complex
Molecular function (GO): G-protein beta/gamma-subunit complex binding; GTP binding; GTPase activity
Source: RefSeq, a predicted model, not a curated record